Messenger RNA from Talaromyces stipitatus ATCC 10500, 183 nucleotides. RefSeq lists its product as uncharacterized. Lineage: Eukaryota; Fungi; Ascomycota; Eurotiomycetes; Eurotiales; Trichocomaceae. The coding region runs from base 1 to 183 and encodes 60 amino acids. The transcript is spliced from 2 exons. The record is from RefSeq and is a predicted model, not a curated record.
AUGCCCUUUCAAAGCUCCGACAAUAUACCCAUAAGGUAUUUUAACUGGAAUUCCGUGGUCGCUUCUAUCAUGGUACAUGAGGCAAUACACUACCCCGACCUCCCACAAAGUAUGGCGAAUGCUGAAGACUGCAGCGGCGAAGCAAAAAUUCCUGAAGACCCAUUCUCCAGAAACAGCAGUUGA